AUGGCAGCUCACUCUUUGAUCAAGGGCCUCAUCGUCGGGUCAGGUCUCCUCGCGGCCGCCGUGCAGGCUUCCUCGGGAGAUCAUCGCCUGAAUGCUCGAGACAAUGGCGGCUACAGGCCUGAGCCCCAGGGACAUUUUGUCUGCGUCGAGCAGCACAAGAUCGUCAAGGGGACAGUUCUGUACCGACUCAACUUGGAGACUGGCGACAAUCCGGCUGUCAACGAGAACGUCGGGCCUGGCGGUAACAUCAAUGCCAUCGGUUAUAAUAUCCUUGACAAUUACCUCUAUGGCUUUGUGGCCGUGAGUGGCGGCCGGUGGCAGCUGAUCCAGAUUGACGCCGAGGGUGGUCACCAACUGCUUCCCACGGUUGACCGUUUCUACAGCACGGGAGAUAUUGACGCCAACGGUCAGCUGUGGAUUGGGGCAUCUGGGACUACGGCUUGGGCACAGAUCGACCUGGACCCUGAUUCGGCGAGAACGGCGGCCCAUACCUCUACUCGAUUGCCUGGUCGACCACAGCUCGCCUUGUUCGCUGGUCCAUCGAGAGAAAGGUGGACGGAGGUCCGUGACUACGGCAACGUCACGCCCGCGGCGCCUCAGUUCGGCGCCCUGUACGCUGUUGGCGAUGAGAUGUGGGGAAGCGACAACGCCUCUGGCAAAAUCAUCGCGUUCCCUGUCCUGGACGAUAAUGCGCCGGCGAGGGAUAUCAGCGCAGGGCCGCCAUCGAACAGCAACGAUGGUGCGCGUUGCUUCGCUGCCCCAGCACCUUCGAACCGCUAA
This is a messenger RNA of Fusarium poae, 780 nucleotides long. RefSeq lists its product as uncharacterized. Bases 1 to 780 code for a protein of 259 amino acids. The transcript has 3 exons. The record is from RefSeq and is a predicted model, not a curated record. NCBI's taxonomy places the organism in Eukaryota, Fungi, Ascomycota, Sordariomycetes, Hypocreales, Nectriaceae.